AUGGCAGACCAGCGUCCUCAGUCUUCGACCCCGUCAGUGGGUGAUCCCGGUCAUAUCCGGUUGACGAAAACACAGAAUCGGAAACGUCAGAGAGUAUCGGUGGCAUGUCGCUCCUGUCGGGUCCGCAAGUCUCGGUGUGAUGGCGCACGGCCGUGUUCAACAUGUGAAGAUAUGGACACGGAGUGCCGAUAUGAGCAGCCGCACAGCCAGCCUGUAGCGAUAACUAACCCCGGCAGCAGUGAACGGCAAGAGGAUGAUCUGCUCGAGCAGCGACUACAGGCAAUAGAAAAAAGAUUGCGGCUAUCUGGGCCAGACAAGCAGUUGGAUAGCUCUGAAAUGAAUGCAACCACCUCCUCAACAGUUCAGGAGAACCAUGAACCCCGACGUAGUCCAGGAAUGAAAGGGCCGUUGGAUCAAGACGAUGAAGUGGAUGGCAUGGGUGCCGUGGCACUCAAAGAUGGGGCUGACGAAGAAGAAUAUUUUGGUGCUUCAUCUAAUGUGGCAUUUUUGCGUUUCAUUCAUGCCGUUGGCGAUCCGGUCAACUCGGUCGAUAAUUUACCUCUUUCAAGCAUAGAUGUUUCCACCGAAGUUGGCCAAUCAAACGAUGACCGCUUCGAUGCAUUCCUGAGAAGACCAUCAGGUGUCAGCAGUCUAACCGAGUCCCAGGGAAGAGUUCGCGUGGAUCCCUUCGCGCUUGCCCCUCAAACGGAAGCAGACGCCUUGUUACAUUUGUUUUUCACCACCGUCAACCUGAUGAUUCCGUGCAUCUAUGAAGCCUCAUUCCGAGACACGUACAGGAAGCUGCAGAUCGACGGGGCUCUGUGUGUGCGGAGAUCCUGGCUGGCGACUCUGAAUGUCGUGUUCGCUCUCGCGACAAAUGUCAUGACGGCGACCUCACCGAACAUUGAAAGGGCCGCGAGGGCCAGUAUGUAUUUUGAGCGGGCGAUGGAAUUGGUGAAAUCAGAUAUCUUAGGGCGUCUUUCAUUGGAAAUGGUGCAAUUAUUCCUUUUGAUGGAGGCGUAUCUUGAAGGAACUACAUCUUCAUCGCUUGCUUGGACUUUACAUGGCCUGGCUGUGAAAGGGGCGUACCAACUUGGUCUUCAUGUCAUGGACUCAAAGAGCCUAUCGCAAACCGAUCGGGAAGUGCGCAGGAGAUCAUGGUAUUGGUGUGUUAUGAAUGAUCGGUUUCUGAGCGUGACUUACGGUCGCCCCCCUUUAAUUCCUUUGUCCCAUGUGAGAUUCGAGGCCAGCGCCUAUUUACCAUUCAGCAAUGUGUCCAGUGCCGUUACCGUAUCCAGCCUGGCUUAUUUCGAUGCUAUGAUAUCUAUUACUCACAUCAUGGGCGAAGCCCUGGAACGUCUCUAUGACUCAAACCUCGGACUUCGCACCCGUCUCCCCAUGGGUGAAAGCCUGCACCAGAUCUCCAAACUGCGCUGGAAUCUAGCCCAGUGGCAGGAUAAUCUCCCAUCCUGUUUACAAAUAACAACCUCCCAAGAUACGCUGGAUGAUGUUCCCUUGACGGUCGGAACCACGAGACUCCGCGUCCUACUUUCUCUCCGCUUCCUUGGUGCUAGAAUACUUAUUCUACGCCCAGUCCUCAGUCAAUUCCUCGAUUUGCCGGGCAUGACAGCCUCGAGCGAACACCAGUCGGAAUGGCUGCGGGACUCAGGUGCUAUUUUGCUGGUGGAUCUGGUCCGCACGUGCGGCGAUCUCCUACAAACCAGUAAGAAUAUCUUGGCUGGUUCCAGGAAUGAUCAGAAUCUGCUGGGGGCUUGGUGGUUUUCUUGUUAUUAUACUUUCAACUCCUCCCUUGCGGUCUUGGGAGUCCUUUUGAUCAAAAGGAUCCCCUCAUACUCCGAAAAAUUAUCUACCAUUUCCGUAUCUGAAUUGCGAGGUCUGCUCGAGACAGCCAUGGAAGUCCUACGUGGGUUGAACAAAGGCAGUGAGACCGUCAUGCGUUGUCGAGAUACGUUGACAAGGCUCAUCACCGCAUUUGAUUUUGAUGGUAACAAUGCUCAUCCAUUUAUUGACCACCACACUCAUGGGACUGACAAACCAAUGUGCAGCAAAUGUACCCGGAUUCGCACCGGCAUCAUUCUCACUAUCUCCAUCCAGCGCGUGGGCGUGGCAAUUUGUUAA
Molecule: messenger RNA, 2139 nt
Organism: Aspergillus candidus
Lineage: Eukaryota; Fungi; Ascomycota; Eurotiomycetes; Eurotiales; Aspergillaceae
Product: putative Zn(II)2Cys6 transcription factor
Exons: 8
Coding region: 1-2139 (712 amino acids)
Biological process (GO): DNA-templated transcription; positive regulation of transcription from RNA polymerase II promoter by galactose
Cellular component (GO): nucleus
Molecular function (GO): zinc ion binding; RNA polymerase II cis-regulatory region sequence-specific DNA binding; DNA-binding transcription factor activity, RNA polymerase II-specific
Source: RefSeq, a predicted model, not a curated record